AACGGGGAGCUGCGCUGCGCGGGGUUCCCCUCGCGCCUUCUCUUGCUUCUUCGCGCUCGCACUUGCCGAGUCUCGGCGCUUUCCCCUCGUCUCCAGUGCUCGCCAGACAGCGAUACAUUUUAAGAAUGGCGGAAGCCCAUCAAGCAGUUGCGUUUCAGUUUACUGUAACACCAGAUGGAAUUGAUUUGCGCAUGAGCCAUGAAGCGCUCAGGCAGAUCUAUCUGUCUGGUCUCUAUUCCUGGAAGAAGAAGUUCAUCAGAUUCAAGAAUGGCAUUAUCACAGGAGUCUAUCCUGCUAGUCCAUCCAGUUGGCUUAUUGUCAUGGUAGGAGUAAUGUCAACAAUGUAUGCAAAAAUAGAUCCUUCACUGGGAAUAAUAGCUAAAAUCAACCGGACCCUGGAUACAACUGGCUAUAUGUCCAACCAAACACAGAAUAUUGUCAGUGGGAUUCUGUUUGGGACGGGGCUAUGGGUGACUCUUAUUUUCUCAAUGCGCUACUCACUGAAGAUGCUACUUUCGUACCACGGUUGGAUAUUUGCAGAGUAUGGAAAACUUUCUACAGGAACCAGGAUAUGGAUGGCACUUGUGAAACUUUUUUCUGGUUGUAAACCGAUGCUGUAUAGCUUUCAGACCACUCUACCACGCCUUCCUGUUCCAGCUGUUAAGGAUACUGUAAAUAGGUAUUUAGAAUCAGUCCGUCCACUUAUGAACAAUGAAGAAUUUAAAAGAAUGGAAGGUCUUGGCAAAAAUUUUGCUGCAAAUCUGGGACCAAAGUUACAGUGGUAUCUGAAGUUAAAGUCUUGGUGGGCUACAAAUUAUGUUAGUGAUUGGUGGGAAGAGUACAUUUAUCUUCGAGGACGUGGGCCUAUUAUGGUAAACAGUAAUUACUUUGCAAUGGAUUUGCUGUAUUUUACUCCGACUGCUGUGCAGGCAGCUAGAGCUGGCAAUGUUAUCCAUGCUAUCUUGCUAUAUAGAAGAAAACUGGACAGACAACAAAUCCAGCCAAUUCUUCUGAUGGGAUCCACUGUUCCACUCUGCUCAGCUCAAUGGGAGAGGAUGUUUAAUACCUCCCGUAUUCCAGGAAUUGAAACAGACACUAUCCAGCAUUUGAAGGACAGCAAACAUAUUGCUGUGUAUCAUAAGGGAUGCUAUUACAAAGUAUGGUUGUAUUAUGAUGGCAGACUACUAAAACCCAGGGAGAUUGAGCAGCAGAUACAGUGGAUUCUAGAUGACAAAUCUGAGCCUCAGCCAGGUGAAGAGAAGUUAGCAGCUCUUACUGCUGGAGACAGAGUUCCUUGGGCUAAAGCUCGCCAAACAUACUUUGCAAGGGGAAAGAACAAGCAGUCACUGGAUGUGGUCGAAAAGGCUGCUUUCUUUGUUACUUUGGAUGAUACUGCUCAAGGUUACAGAGAAGAGGACCCAGGGACAUCAAUGGAUGCCUAUGCAAAGGCACUCCUACAUGGCAAAUGCUAUGACAGGUGGUUUGACAAGUCAUUUACUCUCAUAGUGUUCAAAAAUGGUAAAAUGGGCCUGAAUGCUGAACACUCUUGGGCAGAUGCCCCAAUUGUUGGACAUCUUUGGGAGAAUGUCAUGUAUUCUGACUGUCUUGAAUUGGGAUACACAGAAGAGGGGCACUGCAAAGGAGAGGUCACUUUAGGCAUUCCGAUGCCUACCAAACUGCAGUGGGAAAUCCCUGAAGAGUGCCAAGAAGUCAUUGAGAAAUCUUUUGACAUUGCAAGGCCAUUAGCAGAGGAUGUGGAUUUUCAUUCUUUUCCUUUUGAUGCAUUUGGGAAAGGAUUAAUGAAGAAAACCAAAACUAGUCCUGAUGCAUUUGUGCAACUUGCUUUGCAGCUUGCUCAUUAUCGGGACAUGGGAAAAUUUUGCUUAACAUACGAAGCAUCUAUGACCCGCCUAUUUAGAGAAGGUAGAACAGAAACAGUUCGCUCAUGUACUGUCCAGUCAUGCAAAUUUGUGAAAGCUAUGGAAGACUCUAAUGAAAAUCCUGAAACAAAGCGUAUGCUAUUCAAGGCGGCUGCUGCUAAUCAUCAGCACUUGUAUCGUCUUGCCAUGACUGGUGCUGGCAUUGAUCGUCACCUUUUCUGUCUUUAUGUGGUCUCCAAAUACCUUGCUGUUGAAUCUCCUUUCUUAAAAGAAGUUUUGGCAGAGCCAUGGAGACUUUCAACAAGUCAGACACCUCAACAACAGAUCGACCUGAAUAAGAAUCCUGAAAUGGAGUCCAGUGGUGGAGGCUUUGGACCUGUUGCUGAUGAUGGUUAUGGUGUGUCUUACAUUAUUGUGGGUGAUAAUCUCAUCAAUUUCCAUGUAUCCAGCAAAUUUUCCUGUACUGAAACAGAUUCCCAUCGCUUUGGGAAAAACAUCAAACAAGCAUUGUGUGACAUCCGUGACUUGUUUCAUAUUGGCAAAAACUCUACUAAAUGAUUUUUCUAAUAGCAGAACAACUAGUUGGCCAAUGUUAGAGAUGAGAACUCUUCUGUACAGUGACUGAAAAUAAGGUAUGCUAAGCAGCAAUCCAUUCCCAGGUGUAUAAACAAGCAUUCUUGUGUUGUUUCCAAGGUCCAUCACUUCAGUUAUUCAGAAGAAUUUUCUUUUUCAUGAGAAAUGACUGUUGAGAUUUUUAUAUUUGCAGGGGAAUUACAAAAUGACAUUUAUUCCUGGCUUGUCUUAAUUUAAAAAUGUCUUAUUUGUAUUCUAUAAAUUAAGAGAAUGUGUAUGUGUAUUCCAAUCUCAUGCUAAUAGAAAAAUAUGACUUGAACUGUAACGUUAGCAGACAUGAAUUCAUUUAAUUGUUACUAUUGUUUAUCAGAAAGUAACAAUUUAGGACAUACACCAUAAAUAAAGGCCAUUAAGUUGAACAUUUUAAAAUAUCUGGCAAAUAUAGUAAAUUGUGCUUAGUGGGGAGAAAAUACUUUCCUACUUGGAAUUUAGCCUGUGUUGUUACUUAAAAUGUCAGAUAAGGCUUUUUAUUUAUACAGGUUUAAAGCCUGUAAUCGUCUGCUAAAUUUCAAAAAUGGAAUUAUCGAAUUUGGAAAAUAAGAAUUGUUGAAUUUGCAGUAAUGCUGGGUAUAAUGUAAGCAGAUAAAAAUGAGUAUGUUUCCAUGAAGUCUCACAAGCAAUUUUCAUUUGUAUUAAGAUAACAAAAGCUAUUUCUUACGAGAAUAAUUUUUACACUGUUACAAAAAAAGAGAGGUUACUAUUUUCAAGAGGAGUUUAUUCAGUUAAAGUUGUUUCAUCCCAUAACUCUUUGUGCAUUACAGUUAAUCAUCUGAUUUAAAACCUGUUGGACAAUCUACAGUGCAAAGACCAGUCAAACCAGUUUGACCACCUUCUGCCUUAAGAAAUUAUCAUAUAUGCAUUCAUAAAAAGUCAUUAAUAUAAUAAAUACCUAACACUUAAGUCAGUCAUAGAUUAAAUUGGAGUUAUGAUCUCAAGAUUAUUUUUUAAAAUGUAGAGUGUGCGACAAAUCAUGAAUGGUAUUACUAGAGAAUCUGUAUUAGAAAUUACAAGGAAAAAAGGUAAUUGGUCUCAUGCCUGGCAGGAAUUUCAUUUAGGAUCCAGAAAAUACAAACAUUUCAAAAAUCGAACAAUGAAGUCUUCUAAAUAGUCUUUGUAUAAGACUUAAAAGGCCUUGUGCAUCAAUUAUUUCUGUUUCUCCAAAUGUAACAGCUUUGACAAAGAUCAAGCAACAAAUAUUAAGGUUAAUCUAAUGAAGUCCUGAUGUUCCAGAGCUUUUAAUAAUUAGAACAAAUGGAGAUGUGGGACUGAAGUUGCCCUCCUGAGAAUUUGUUACUUUGGCUUCAAUUAAUGAAAAUCAGAUACAUUGUUUCUAAAUAAAUAUUGACAUAUAAAACUGCACAAGAAUAGAUGGGGCAUGUUUUAUAUGAUCAAGUAUGGUAAACAUCAUGAAAAUUAUGGGAAAAAAUAAAGCAUUGGAUGCCAUGGUGCAUUCUAAAGUCAGUGUUCUGGACUGUUAAGUAUAUGCUUUUAUUUUAACAACUGACCAGUCUCUAUUCUAAAGAUCUUUUUUUUUUAUCAAAAGCAUCAUUAGGUUUGACUCAGGUUUUAGAUAUUUCAAUUGUAAACAUGUUUAAUUAGUGCAUUAUCAAUGCAAUUUUUCAUUCUUUAAGGGAAUGUAAAUGUAUAAUUGGCUGAAGUUAACAUGAAUUUUACUGUAAGUGAUUGAAAGGUUAAGUGUCAUUUUUUUAAAAAAAAUUUGACUCAAUUUCUAAACUUGGUUUAUAUCCUCUUAGAAUGUCAAUGCAUGUAAAUAAUACUGCUUUUGGUUGUAAAACACAUAGUAAACAGCUUAUUCUUAAUAAACAAAUUGAUAUUAUUUAAAAGUGUGAAUUUUAUAUUAGAGAUAUGAACUGUUCUCAUUAUUCAUAGCUUUCAUAGAAAUUACUAUUGAAAUUCAUUUUGAAAGAAUUGGGUUGACCAUAUUUAGUCUUUAAAAAUAUAUGUAAUGUAACAACAAAAACUAGUAGAUAAGGAUUUGCUUGUCCACAUAUGUACAAGUAUAAAACAGACAUUAUAAAACACCAAAGGUUUCCCAAGGGAUGCUUAAACAAUGUUUUCCAAUUUCCCUUAUUCAUCACUUGAAAAUAAAACUGAUACUGGUUAGUAUUUAAAAUUGACUCCAUUAAAUGUUCUAUUUUGUAUUA
Candoia aspera is the source of this 4678-nucleotide messenger RNA. RefSeq names its product carnitine palmitoyltransferase 1A (gene CPT1A). Gene Ontology annotation, cellular component: mitochondrion. Gene Ontology annotation, molecular function: carnitine O-palmitoyltransferase activity. Lineage: Eukaryota; Metazoa; Chordata; Lepidosauria; Squamata; Candoiidae. The transcript has 19 exons. Gene Ontology annotation, biological process: fatty acid metabolic process; carnitine metabolic process. The coding region runs from base 126 to 2438 and encodes 770 amino acids. The record is from RefSeq and is a predicted model, not a curated record.